Molecule: messenger RNA, 669 nt
Organism: Lathyrus sativus (Indian pea)
Lineage: Eukaryota; Viridiplantae; Streptophyta; Magnoliopsida; Fabales; Fabaceae
Source: the annotation of a GenBank genome assembly
AUGGCUCUCAUAUCAAAUCUUGUUUUUCUAUCUUCCAUUUUCCUUUUUAACCUUAUCGACAUUCCAUUCUUGAUUACAAACGCUCAAUCAUCAUGCAACGGACCAUGCAAAACUUUUAACGAUUGUUCUGGUCAACUCAUUUGCAUCAACGGCAAAUGCAACGAUGACCCUGACGUUGGGACACACAUAUGCACCAAACCUUCACCAUCACCACCGAGCGGUGGUAGUGGUGGUGGCAACUGCCAGUCCUCCGGAACCCUACAAUGCAAAACAAAAUCAUACCCUCAAUAUAGAUGCUCUCCACCGGUUUCCUCUUCCACACAAGCAUCACUCACGUUUAAUGAUUUCAGUGAAGGUGGAGAUGGAGGAGGUCCGUCUAAGUGUGAUAAUCAAUACCAUGACAACUCAGAAAGAGUGGUGGCAUUGUCAACUGGGUGGUACAACGGAGGUUCGAGAUGUGGGAAAAUGAUUAGAAUCACGGCGAGGAAUGGGAAGAGUACGACGGCAAAAGUGGUGGACGAAUGUGAUUCAGUGAAUGGGUGCGAUCCAGAGCACGCAGAUCAGCCGCCAUGUCAUAACAAUAUUGUGGAUGGAUCAGUGGCAGUGUGGAAUGCGUUGGGAUUGAAUACAGAUGUGGGUGUUGAGCAAGUUACAUGGUCAAUGACUUGA